Aspergillus brunneoviolaceus CBS 621.78 is the source of this 495-nucleotide messenger RNA. Its product is annotated as nuclear transport factor 2 family protein. Lineage: Eukaryota; Fungi; Ascomycota; Eurotiomycetes; Eurotiales; Aspergillaceae. Bases 1 to 495 code for a protein of 164 amino acids. The record is from RefSeq and is a predicted model, not a curated record. The transcript has a single exon.
AUGGCAUCUCUAUCGCUCAGGCAGUUUCUCGAGUACAUUCGAGCCUUCAAUGCCAAAGACUACCAGAAACAACACUCCUUCUACCACCCAGAUGUCCGUCUUGUCCUUCCCGACCCGGAGGUGGGAACCCUCGUAGGGUCCGAAGGCAUCAUGAAUCACUAUGCUGUACUUCAUGCCACCGCGGAGGAGACCGUCGUCCCUAUACUGGUCAUGGUUGACCAAGGGCGCAUUUUCUUCGUGAUGGAGACAUAUUUUCGCUACUGCCAGGCCACAGACCGCGCUGUCCACGGGUACAACGCACAAGCCGGAGAUGUGAUCAAGGUCACCGUGUGGGCACUGUACGACAUGGACGGUGGAAAAAUGAAGCACAUUACUUGCAACGGGCUCCACCAUGAAUUCCUUGGCACGGCGGAUGUGAAUCUACCGAUCAACGAGAGCUGGAGUCGAGCAGACAGUACGGUCAAGCGUUGCUGGGGCUCUGCUUCGCUGCUCUAG